AUGGCAGAGGAGAAGCUGGAAAUGAGCAAUGUGGAGACUACUUUGAUGCCCGGCACAAAGAAAACAACCCCGCCACCUCCAAACACGUUUGAGCGACUGAUCCAGCCCUGUCUUGCCGAGGUGGUGGGCACCACUUUUUUUGUAUUCAUUGGAUGUGUUUCAGUCAUUGAGAAUGUGGAAGCGGCGGGCAGGGUGCAGCCAGCACUCGUGCACGGCUUGAUAGUGGCUGUGAUGGUGGCCUGCAUGGCAGAGAUCAGUGGCUCCCAUUUCAACCCACCUUUCACCAUUGCCAUCUACCUCUGUGGCGGCAUGCAGCUGACUAUGGUUGUCCCAUACCUAGUCAGUCAGCUGAUUGGUGGCUUGCUUGGAGCUGCAAUGUCAAAGGCAAUGACACCAAGUGGACGCUACAUCAAUGCCACUGGAGCGGCCUUCUCAAUACUUAAAUCUGAGGAGCAGCUGCCGGGUGCCAUUUUUGGAGAGGUGGCGAUGACAUGCCUGGUCACCAUGGUGGUGCUCCUGGGAGCAGUCAACGGCAAAAGCAAGAGCCCCAUGGUGCCUUUCAUGGUGGGCUGCACUGUCAUUGUCAACAUCCUAGCUGGAGGCGAUGUGUCCGGCACCUGCCUGAAUCCAGCCAGGGCCUUUGGACCUGCAGUGGUGGCCGGCUACUGGGAAUACCACUGGGUGUACUGGGUCGGUCCCAUUGGAGGCGGGUUGGUAGCGGCAGCUUUAGUGAGACUGGUGCUUGGAGAUGAGAAGAUCCGCAUUAUCAUGAAAUGA
Molecule: messenger RNA, 777 nt
Organism: Megalops cyprinoides (Indo-Pacific tarpon)
Lineage: Eukaryota; Metazoa; Chordata; Actinopteri; Elopiformes; Megalopidae
Gene: aqp8a.2
Product: aquaporin 8a, tandem duplicate 2
Exons: 5
Coding region: 1-777 (258 amino acids)
Biological process (GO): water transport; transmembrane transport
Cellular component (GO): plasma membrane
Molecular function (GO): water channel activity
Source: RefSeq, a predicted model, not a curated record